Dunckerocampus dactyliophorus (ringed pipefish) is the source of this 2054-nucleotide messenger RNA. RefSeq names its product glycogen synthase kinase 3 alpha b (gene gsk3ab). Gene Ontology annotation, cellular component: cytoplasm; cytosol; axon. The record is from RefSeq and is a predicted model, not a curated record. Gene Ontology annotation, molecular function: protein serine/threonine kinase activity; ATP binding. The coding region runs from base 122 to 1444 and encodes 440 amino acids. The transcript has 11 exons. Lineage: Eukaryota; Metazoa; Chordata; Actinopteri; Syngnathiformes; Syngnathidae. Gene Ontology annotation, biological process: regulation of neuron projection development; extrinsic apoptotic signaling pathway in absence of ligand; protein phosphorylation.
ACCAUCAACCCAUGCGAGUGUGACGUCAUCGUGCGUCAACUCCCCAGUCCCCCACCAUCAUCGUUCUACAGAGGAAGAAAGGGGGAGACGGGCAACCUGUAUAGAACGCUUUCACAAAAAUAUGAGCGGCAGCGGGCGGCCCAGGACCAGCUCAUUUGCUGAGCCUCCCGGAGCUCCCGGAUCCGCUGUAGCCGGCGCCGGAUCAGCAGUCGCCGGCGGAAGCUCGACGGGAAAGGCUGGGGCUUCGCAAGCCAGUGGAAGCAGCUCGACGAGCUUCGGGAAUUUAAAGCUACCCCGUGACAGUGGCAAAGUGACCACAGUGGUGGCCACGCCCGGCCAAGGCCCUGACCGCCCACAGGAAGUGUCCUACACGGACAUUAAAGUAAUAGGAAAUGGCUCCUUUGGAGUGGUCUACCAAGCUCGCCUCAUCGACAGCCAGGAGAUGGUGGCCAUCAAGAAAGUUCUGCAAGACAAAAGGUUUAAAAAUAGAGAGCUGCAAAUUAUGCGCAAGUUGGACCACUGCAACAUUGUGAGGCUACGUUACUUCUUCUACUCCAGUGGUGAGAAGAAAGAUGAAGUCUAUCUGAAUCUGGUGCUCGACUUUGUCCCUGAGACGGUAUACAGGGUGGCCCGGCACUUCAACAAGGCCAAGACCACCAUCCCUAUCAUUUAUGUAAAGGUGUACAUGUACCAGCUGUUCAGGAGCCUGGCGUAUAUCCAUUCCCAGGGCGUAUGUCACAGAGACAUUAAGCCCCAAAACCUUUUGGUGGACCCAGAGACAGCCAUCCUCAAACUCUGUGACUUUGGCAGUGCGAAGCAGUUGGUUCGGGGGGAGCCCAACGUGUCCUAUAUCUGCUCGCGCUACUACCGCGCCCCGGAGCUCAUCUUCGGAGCCACCGACUACACGUCCAACAUUGACAUCUGGUCGGCCGGCUGCGUGCUGGCAGAGCUGCUGCUGGGGCAGCCCAUCUUCCCCGGGGACAGCGGAGUGGACCAGCUAGUAGAGAUCAUCAAGGUUCUUGGAACACCGACAAGGGAGCAGAUCCGAGAGAUGAACCCCAACUACACAGAGUUCAAGUUCCCACAGAUUAAAGCUCACCCUUGGACAAAGGUGUUUAAACCCCGCACGCCACCAGAGGCCAUCGCUCUCUGCUCUCGCUUACUGGAAUACACGCCAGUCACCCGUCUGUCUCCGCUGGAGGCCUGCGCACACGCCUUCUUCGACGAGCUGCGCCAGCCCAACACUCGCCUGCCCAGCGGGCGGGAACUGCCGCUCCUCUUCAACUUCAGUCCCGUCGAGCUGUCUAUCCAGCCUCAGUUGAACUCAACACUCAUUCCUCCUCACGCCCGUGCACAGACGACGCCUGCUACACAUGAUGGCAGCGUGUCGGACAGUACCGCCCAGCCCAGCUCAGCGCCUGGAUCCAUCAGCAACAGUACCUGAGCAGCCAACACCACACGCAUACACCCCCCCAAACCCCCACCCCCACCACUACUACCACUACCACCAACCACCCUGCCAUCAUUUUCUUUUUGUCUUCAUUCACACUUCCUCUGCUGCUCUUCUUCCUCUCACUAUUUCAUCCUCCUGGCUCCAAGUUAGAAAGACUAUAGACACACAACCUCCAUACUCAUGCAUUGAUAUCCCCCACCCUCUCUGAAUUAUGAUGUCUGUGAGCCUUUAGAGGAGCUUGUUCUUAGGCUUUAUGUAUUAACUGACUUUAUAAGUCCUCUUAGGGUAAAAAAAAAGAUCCCACUGGUUACAUGGAAUGUUCUGGGAGAUUCAGAUUUUUAUCCAAUUCAUUUUUUAUGUUCAUUUUAUUUACCUUUUUUAUGUGCAGCCACGGGUGGUCCAGAUUGGUGUUGACAAUCAUCCAAAAUCGUCCAAAAAAUGUUAUGUACUGGAUGUUUCUGAUGGGGCAAUACCCUCUCUGUCCACUAGGGGGCGUCUGUUGUCACUUUGUAACCUAAGGCGCCACGCAGUCAUCACCCACUUAAGUUUUUUUUUUUUUUUUAAACAAACAAUCCUUGGUUGUUACCAGACAGACCAUUUG